AUGGAAUUUCAGAAGCGUGGACUCCCACAUGCUCACAUAUGUUUGUUCUUGGGUGCUGAAAGCAAUUUUCCAAAUGCAUCUAAUAUUGAUCGUGUUAUUACUGCUGAGAUACCAGAUAAAGAAACAGAUCCUGAAUUAUAUGAGCUUGUCAAGCAAUUUAUGAUUCAUGGACCAUGUGGUUCUAUCAAAUAUUUGUUUAAAUAUAUUAAUAAGGGGCCUGCUAGAGUCACUGUUUCUGUUUUUCAAGCCAAUAGCACCAAGAAUAAUACGGAACAGAAUGUAGCUGUAGAUGAGAUAAAGGCAUACCUUGAUUGUAGAUAUAUCUCUGCUUGUGAAGCUGCUUGGAGAAUAUUCAUGUAUGAUAUACAUUAUAGAUAUCCAGCUGUUGAAGUAUUACCUUUUCAUUGUGAAGAUGGUCAGAGUAUUGUGUAUAACGAUCAUAAUAAUUUGUGUGAUAUUGUUACUGAUCCAACUGUGAAAAUGACAAUGUUUACAGAGUGGAUGAAUUGUAAUAAAGUCGAUGAAUUUGCCAGGACAUUGAGGUAUGUUCAGUUUCCAGGAUAUUAUGUAUGGAAUGCUAAAAAUCGCAAAUGGAAUCGAAGAAAGCAUUCGUAUGGAUCAAUUGGGAGGGUACAUUAUGUCCCACCAUCACUUGGUGAUUGUUAUUACCUAAGGAUUUUACUGAAUCAUAUUAAGAGACCAACCUGUUUUGAAGAUAUAAAAACAGUUGAUGGGCAAGUUUUUCAAACAUUUAAAGAUGCAUGUUUUGCAUGGAGGCUAUUGGAUGAUGAUAAAGAAUAUGUUAAUGCUGUCAAAGAAGCUAGCACAUGGUCAACCAGAUAUUUCUUGAGGACCUUUUUUAAUGUUGUUGCUGUCAAAUUCGAUAUCUCGUCCUGCUCUGUUAUUGGGAAAAAACUAUUACUUUUUUCAACAUUUGUUUUAGAUUUGGAUCUUCAACAGGAAGAACUUGAAAAUAUCUGUCUAUCUGAAAUUGAAAAGUUGCUACUUACCAAUGGAAGUACAGUGAGAAAUUUUGAUGAUAUGCCAAGUGUUCCGGACAAUUAUGUUUUAUCAUCGAACAAUCGAUUGAUAAUGAAAGAAUUAUCGUAUGACAGACUAGCUCUUCAAAGGGAACAUGAUCGUUAUGUUAAGUGUUUAACUUCCGAACAGGAAAAGAUAUAUAAAAUUGUUAUGGAAGCGAUUGAAAAAGGUGACAAAGAUUCCAGCAAAGUUCCAGUCUAUCUAGAUCUCGAUGAACUUGACAGUUACCCAACUCCAACCAUAGUCAAGAAGGAGGCUCCUGCUGCUACUUGCUCCAAGCCACUCCCAGCUCCCAAGGCCAACCCAAGGACCCGCGCUUCCACAGCAAAAAAGAGAAAGGGUCUUGAAGUCAGUGCUCCAAGCUCAGAAGGUUAUGGUGGAACUGGAAAGACGUUUCUUUGGAAGACAUUCUCAGCUGCAUUACGAUCAAAAGGUGAAGUUGUAUUGAAUGUUGCAUCCAGUGGAAUUGCUUCACUUUUGCUGGAUGGUGGUAGAACUGCUCAUUCAAGGUUUGUAAUUCCAAUCAACAUUAAUGAGAAUUCAAUAUGUUCGAUAGAGCCUAAUACUGAGUUAGGUGAUUUAAUUAAAAGAGCAACAUUGAUUAUUUGGGAUGAAGCACCUAUGACUCACAAACAUUGUUUUGAGGCUCUUGAUAGAACAAUGAGAGACAUAUCACGUUCCAGUCAACCGAACAUGCAAUCAAAGCCGUUUGGGGGAAAGGUCAUUCUAUUUGGUGGUGAUUUUAGACAAAUUCUUCUGGUCAUCCCUAAAGGUACCAGAACAAUGAUAGUCAAUGCUUCUUUAAAUUCUUCUUAUAUAUGGCGGCACUGUAAAGUACUAAAGCUAACUGAGAAUAUGAGAUUAAGAGUUGGUUGUCAGGAAGCAGAUUUGAAAGAAAUAAAGGAAUUUGGAGAAUGGAUUUUAAAGCUUGGUGAUGGUCUGCUUGGUGAAUAA
This is a messenger RNA of Helianthus annuus (common sunflower), 1995 nucleotides long. RefSeq lists its product as uncharacterized. Lineage: Eukaryota; Viridiplantae; Streptophyta; Magnoliopsida; Asterales; Asteraceae. Bases 1 to 1995 code for a protein of 664 amino acids. Gene Ontology annotation, molecular function: DNA helicase activity. The transcript is spliced from 5 exons. Gene Ontology annotation, biological process: DNA repair; telomere maintenance. The record is from RefSeq and is a predicted model, not a curated record.